UGGCCAGACCAGACAGCAGACGAGAGUGGACUCUGGUCAGCUGCAGAGCAAGACUGUCAGUCAGCAAUAUGUGGAAACUGCUGGUCAUCGCUGUUGUUUGUGUGCAGCUGUGCUGUGCACAGUACCCGAGAUACCUUCGUUUCCCGGUUGGCAGAGGUGACGACACCAAAUGCCACGACAACCAGGUUGACAAGAAGUACAACAUUGGUGAUGUCUGGAGCUCCCCAUUCUCUGGCUGUAAACAAAGUCACUGUGUCAAGGACAACGGCGUCCUUUACAUUGACAGAUACCAGUGUCCGUCGGUGAGAAAGCAGGUGGACUUCAAGAAGCUGAAGGCGAACAAUCUGUUCUGCCGCGAGGCUCGGGGAGACAGGAGGAAGGCGUUUCCCGACUGCUGUGCCCGCCUUGUCUGUAAACACUACGUGGACGGGAAGCUUGUGCCGCUGCCGGCGCACAAAUAUCCCCUGCUCUGAUCGGGCUCAGAUGAGACUGGGAUGGCAAUCAUAGUUACCAAAGAAGGCACCUUGAAGUGUUUGUUUGUGUAUGCAUUUGCUCGUUAAAACAUACAUGACCAGCUGGUUCCUUAGUACGUGAUCCUUUGAUUUGAUAUUGUGUUUUUCGACCAUCGACUUGCUAUAUGGAUGCGUGGGUGGGUGUUGAUGGUGGCGUGCGUACUGUGUGCAUCUCUUCAUCCGUUGAGCAAUAUGAUCUCGUGUUUCAAGUUUUCUUAAUUUGUAUCGUCGAUUGAGCAGACUUUUGGCUACAACGUGCUGCGAUUGAGUUUUCAUCGCAGUGUGAUAGGUUUCUGUGUAGCUAUGCACUUCAUGGUGGAUAGCUCAAUGAAGGUUGUUACUUCUAAUUAAAUAAAA
This is a messenger RNA of Pollicipes pollicipes, 869 nucleotides long. RefSeq lists its product as uncharacterized. The record is from RefSeq and is a predicted model, not a curated record. The transcript has 3 exons. NCBI's taxonomy places the organism in Eukaryota, Metazoa, Arthropoda, Thecostraca, Pollicipedomorpha, Pollicipedidae. The coding region runs from base 69 to 473 and encodes 134 amino acids.